AUGACUGUAACAUAUUCGUUAGACGUAGCUUCAUCAUCCUUUUUCUGCUUGUACAAGCUUCUUUUCCGCUGGAAGGUAAUUGGUUUUUUUUUUUUGAAUGAUUCAGCUUGGCCUGUCUGCGCUCUCCAUUAACCAUGCACUAUUUUUAUUCAAAUCGUGUCAGGACCCUUUUCGAUAAUUCAAGCCCGUCAUUUCUCAGCUUUUUAAAGAAAUAAGAAAAAAAUGAAAAAAAAAUGAAUGAAUAACUUCUGAGUACGGAUCUUGUACUCCAUCUCUACCGUAUAGUUAAAAUUAAAAAAAAAACUAUAGUGAUAAAAUUUGCAAAAAAAUUAAUAAUCUUAAGGGUUCGAUAUGGAAAUCGAUCUACACGGAGCUCUUGCUUUGGUGUGUCUUGUAUGGGAUUUUGAGCGUCAUUUACAGGCUUUUCCUCAGUAAACCUCAUCGCGAGUAAGUUUUCCUCUAGUUUAUCCAGUAAAAACCGAGAUUUUCAGAAUCUUUGAAGAUAUCUGUGUAUUUUUCGACACCUACUCGGGCUUUAUUCCGAUCACAUUCAUGUUGGGUUUCUACGUGACGGCGGUUUUCAAUCGUUGGUGGCAAAUUUUCGAGAACAUUGGAUGGAUCGAUACGUCAGUUACUUUUCUGGAACAAAACAUGGAAAAAAAUCCAUUCGACUUCAAAGUACCCACGGUCUGAAGUUUACAGAAAAGUAUAAAUUUUUAUAAAAAUUCUCAAAACUCGUCGAGGAUGAAAAAUUCCUCCAAAUCAUACCUCAACUGUUUUUUUGUGUUCAAUGGCAAACAUUGAAAAGAUAUUCAAAUAAUCCUACAUAGGCAAAGUCAGAAGGACCCUUUACAAGCCCUUUGAGGAUGUGUUAUGAAUCAAAAAUUUUCCAUUACUUGUUCCUAAACGGGUGGCAACGGUUUACUUUUUACUGCCUUUUUCUGUCCUUUCAUCGGCCUUUAUCCACCCUUUUUGGACCCUUUUGAGAAACGAAAAGUUUUUAAAUUGAGAAUAAACUUUACCAGGGACUUUGUAUGAACCAAAAUGUGCUACAGUAAUAAAAUCGGGAAAUCAUCAAUGGCCGAGACUUUUCAGAAUCCUUUUUGCACCUUCACCUCUCUUCACCCUUUGUUAAGGCUUUUCAGCCCUUCAAGAAAGAAAGGCUCAAUAAAGGCCGCAAAACGGAACCCUUUUAGCGGCCAUUUUGCAGUCACACUCGUUUUCCGCACUUCCCACUUUGACAUUGCUAAUUGAAAAACGCUCAAAGUAUCUCCCAAUCUGUUUUCAGGAAAAUUAUUUGCUUCUAAAUUUUAAGUUUGAGUCGGUAAAGGUAGUCGUAGAGGGUGAAGACGAAAAAUCUCAGAUUCGAAAGAAAAGUCCGAAAAAAGUUUAAUUGAUAUUUUUCGAGACACGUAAUUAAAAGUGACAUUGUAAAGUUAGAAGUAAUCAGGAAUUUUUUUUUGACAAACUCUUCGGUUCUGAAAUCAAUCUAAAAACUAUUUUUUCUUUAUAAGCUCAGUGGAAAAACGUACACGCCGCGGGGAAAUAAAACGUAAACGCGGCUCUUUUUUAAAAUUAAAGGCAUGAGUGCAACGCCAUGUUGCAGAUCGUCACAUUGAAUAUUUAAAAAAUUUUUUUAAUUUAUCAAAAGUUCCAGAAAAACUAGACAGCGGAGGAACGGUGUACACAAAGUUACAUACCGUAAUCUAUUUUUCACCAAAAUUUCAUGACCAAUUAUUUCAGCUUUCUGUCCUCCUUGAAAGCUUUCACAACCUUGUUUCUGUAGGAAAAAAAUUUUCGGGACAAAAAUGAUAAUUUUUUGUCAAUGGAGCAAUUUCGCGCGGGAACCCAGCUCAUUUUUGCUUGAAUCAGUUUUUAUCAAAACGUAUAGUUUAAAGUAAAGUUUUGACACAAAAGAACAUGUACAAGGUGGCAAAAUAAUUUCAAGCCUUCAGAUUUUCCAUUUUUUUUAUGGAUGAAGUUCAUUUCGAUUUUUCUACAAGUACCCUAUAGCUCACCAGCAAAUUUUGAGAAAAAUGAAAAAUUCAAGACCUUGCUUGUGGAUCGCGCAGUACAUCAACGGGACGUCGGAACGGGCCCGGAUGAUUCGCCGAAACUGCAUCCGCUACUGCAUUUUGACGCAGGCGAUGGUGUUUCGGGACGUCGCCGCCAGCGUCCGAAAACGUUUCCCAACCUUUAAUCAUCUCGUUACGGCAGGUAAGAACUCAAUUAUGAUGAAUUAAGAAAAGCUUCAAAGCAAUCAGAUUUUCAUUCGGUGGUUGGAAAUGUCUUUGAAAUUAGCCAGAUCAAUCCGGAAAGCCUCAAUUUACAACUUCUAGUUUUCGAUAGCUGAGAGCUCAAAGUAUGAAUUUUUCGAAUUUUGAAUGCCCCUAACUUCUUUCACAGACCCCAUGGGCAAGUUUCGAGGACAGAUUUGGAAUCAGUGUUAAAAAUUACAUCUGAUGAACAUGGUCUCUUCCAGAAGUCCCCCUGUAAGCUGAGACCGUUCCCACAGUGGGAACGGACAUUUUUAGACGGACUUGGAUGGUUUUUCCAAAUCUCGAGUCCCGAAAAGUAGGAAGUUAUCAAAGUUGAGGCAUUCAGAAUUUUCAUCUGGUAUAUCAAGCUCUAAUCUGUUAAAAAUUUAUGAAUCCUCGACCCCAAAGUAAAAUAACCUUCCUUCCUAAUUUCUUAACCCUCUUUUAUUGAUUGAUUUGCCUAUCGUUUACUGUAAUUUCCAUUAAUGUAAUAAACUGUGAAUAUUAAGGUUUAAUGACGGAGAACGAGAUGAAGGAGUUCGACUCGAUCAAGAGUCCUCACGCCAAGUACUGGCAGCCGAUGCAUUGGCUCUUCUCCUUGGUCAAGUUGGCCAAGGACGAGGGCAUGAUCAGCAGCGACUACAUCUACAUCGACCUCAUGGAGGUUGAGUAUCCUUUUUAGAGUUUUAAUGACAAGUCAUUGCUCAAACUCCGCCCCUUAUGCGUAGAUCAAACCAAUCAGAGAGUGAGCCAACCACAGAGCGUUCUUGGGGGCGGAGUUUGCUGUUUGACAUCCAAAAUCUGAACAGACUAUAAUCCAUAAUUCAGUAGAUAUGGGCCUUUUUGGUAGAAAGCAUUCAGUCAACACUUCUGCCAAUUUUGAAGUAUACCGGCUACCCGGCUUUUGUUAAAUCUUCCAAGAACACUUUCCAAGUACCUACUGAUCACCUUCUAAAGACAUUUUAAGCUUCCAAUUACCUUCCAAACUACUUCCGGUUACCUUCCCAAUAAUUCCGCGGAUUCCUCUGAAACACUACUAAAGUUCCCCAUUCAGAAGCUCCGUCAAUUCCGUGUCAAUAUUCUCAGUUUGACACUCUACGACUGGGUGCCAGUUCCUCUCGUCUACACCCAAGUCGUUCAUCUCGGAGUUCGGAGUUACUUUGCCAUCGCUCUUCUCGGCCGACAGUAUUUGAACCCGACCAGAGACCUCGGCGUCCAUAAAACAGUAAGUCUAGAAACUUCAACUCUUGUUGGAAGCUGGUUUUCAGAUCGACCUCUACAUCCCGAUAAUGUCCAUUUUACAAAUGAUCUUCUUCGUUGGAUGGAUGAAGGUAAUAACUGAUUAUUUAUGCCGUAAAACCUUAGUAAACUCAUUUUUUCACGCUGAUUUCAAAAAUAUUCUCGAAAGUCCCCGCGAAAGUCUUUGAACAAAGUUAUGGCCACUCGAGUUUUGAAAAAAAGUAGCCAUCAAACCAAUAUACGCAUUGAUUCUUUCGGAACGUAAGCUCUUUUAAAAAAUCCCAUCUUGGCUCUAUUUUUGUUUAUAUAAGUUCUAUUCAACUUUCGAAAUGUAUUUGACAAUGUUACGAGCUCUCAAAAUCAAAAAAAAAAAACGAGCCAAAACGGCCAAGGCUCUCUCGUUGUCUUUUGACGGUGACACAAUUUGAAAAAUCCAACUUUUGCACGAAUAUUUCGAAAAAACAGAAUAUGAGGUUUUUCUCGAUCACUGAGGCCUGUUCUAUCUAUUGGAUAUAGAAAAAUGAUCUGAAUUGAAAAGAGUGAUUUUUUUUUUUCAAAUUUCAGCUUCCUUAACUUUACACAGAUCUUCUCGGCAAUUCAGAAAAAAUAUAUUCCGAACCAGAGUAAAAACUGCAUUUAGUAGUAUUAUUCUAAGGCCCCAUUACUUGAAUUCCUGAUUAGACUCCCGCACUGAACCUUUUCCCGAAAAUUCAGGUCGCCGAAGUGCUUUUGAACCCGUUGGGAGAAGACGACGAUGAUUUCGAGUGUAAUUGGGUUCUCGACAGAAACCUUCAAGUAUCCUCAAAAUCCAAAGCUUUUUUUAAAAAUAUUUUUCUGUUCAGGUCGGUCUGAUGGUGGUGGACACCGCGUACAGCAAGUAUCCGAACCUGGAAAAAGACACUUUCUGGGAAGAUUUGCUUCCGGAGCCGCUAUACACGGCAGAAAGUGCGAUGCGACCUCUCAAUCCGCAAGUUGGAAGCUGUGCCGAUAUGUUAGAAACAUGAUCAUUGUUUCUGGACUGGUGGUUGAGGUUUUCAGGCCAACUGAAGAGGAGAACUUCAUGUUGCGUCCACGGCGACGUACGAUUUCUCGAUCGUCGCGGUGGGACGAAAACGUCGAAGAUGCCGACGUCGUGCCGGUUUACAACCUUCGGAAACUCAAGGAUGGAAGGUAAUGGUCCUUAGAAACUUUAAGAAAAAAAAAUGUUAGAGUUAAAAGUAACUUGUCUAGAAAAUUUGGAAUUUUUGAGAUACAGUACUCAGGUAAAAGUUGGGAAGCUUCUGCUUUCGGUUCCUCGGAAGGCGUUUGGAAGCUUUCUAGAAAGUUUUCUAACGCCAUCCACGUGGCUUCCCAUCACCUUCUACUUAGAAAAAAGUCUGACGGAAGCCUUCCAGAAGAAUUCAGCAGGCUUCUGGAAUGCUUCUGGCAGGCGUUUUCCAUUUCCCCUUUCCAAAUACCUUCCAACUAGGACCUUCUAGCUUCCAUACACCUGUCAACCACCUGCUGGUUUCCUUCCCAACACCUUCCCAGGAUUCGCUUGAGAUAAAAGUCUCUCCAAGUUAUUGAAAACAAGCCUCAAAAACCUUCAACUUUAAAACUUAUUGAUCUCUGUGAAAAGCUUACUUAUAUUUUGUUUGAAGCUCAUUCCAUCUUUGGUCAAUUUUCUGAACUUUUUUUUUCCGGAAAAUAAGAUGUCGAGAUUUUCAGAGAAGUCAAGAGUCAAAAAAUCCAAAAAUCAAAGAUUCAACCGAACCAGGAAAACUUCAACUCACACUCAAAUAGCCACUCCAGGCAUUAUUUUCCAGCAACUAUGCUUCCGGAGAGUCACUCGCCUUCUCGCAGACCUUCCAAAACGGGCAACGUCGUCUGAGCGAAAUGUUCAAGCGAAUGAGGACAGGCAGCCGGAUCGGUUUGACUAAACUUUCUGUCAUCAAAAACUCAGCCGAUUCAGGCGAUCACCAACGACGACCCAAGUACUCGUUGGACGCGGCGUUCAACGAGGAAGGCCUGCCGCCGCCGAACCACCUUUCCUCGGCCAAAAGCAGUUCGAACUCGUUGAAUCGCUUCGGUGAGACGUUCCACAAUCGUGUCGAUUCGGCGCCGGAGCCAGAAGCUGCGGAUCCGCCUCGGUUGUGGCAUUCGAUGCCGCAGACGUCGUUAGAAGAGCUGAUGCGACAGAGAAACGUGCAAGGUUCUCGGAAGAACGAAGGAAAUUCUAGUGUUCUGAGAUUUCAGGUCCAUUGAAAUACCAUGCCGAUGGGAUGAAGGAGCGCAGAGAAUCUACCGACAGCAAACACGAACGAGAUCAGAGCCCAGUGAGUCUUAUUGUGCAUCAAAAUGGGUGUUCUGAAAUAGUUCUCAGGCAAAUUUCUGCAACCUCCUAAAGCUUAUGAUGUCCUUUGCUUUGAAUGAUAUAUUUGAAACUUUGCAGCAUCCACCGAACAGUCCAAUCUGGCAGGAAUCACUGCCGGUCAUCGAAGAAGAGGAUCCUGAGAAACGUCGCAAUCUCACAGACACAGGUUCAUAAAAAUUCCAGGAAUUAAAUCUGGAUUCCUUGCAGAAUCGCUGAAGAGCCACAGCGUGAAGUCGUCGACGGCUUCGACGCCAGGCGGGAUUCCCAGACGACAAUCGACGAAGGAAGAAGAGACGACGACGCCGCGGAAGAACACGCCGGACCGGCCUCGGAAGUGGUCGAUGCAACGACAGUCGAGCCAACAACGACGAGACGACUCUUCGGACAGCUCUUCGGAAAUGGAGAGCCGUCAGAAGAAGCCCAGCAACCGGAAACCCUCCUCACAACACUGA
Molecule: messenger RNA, 6302 nt
Organism: Caenorhabditis auriculariae
Lineage: Eukaryota; Metazoa; Nematoda; Chromadorea; Rhabditida; Rhabditidae
Source: the annotation of a GenBank genome assembly